Porites lobata is the source of this 1276-nucleotide messenger RNA. The record is from the annotation of a GenBank genome assembly. Lineage: Eukaryota; Metazoa; Cnidaria; Anthozoa; Scleractinia; Poritidae.
AUGGCGGACGGACUGAAGCGCUACACUGAUCAAAGGACAAAUCCUUGCAUUGCGGAAUCACAAGCGUCCAUGAAAUGUUUAGAUGAAAACAACUACGACAAGACCAAGUGCAAAAUGUAUUUUGAAGCGUACAAGGAGUGCAAGAAAGCUUGGAACGAAAGAAAGGCUGUUAGGAGAAGACAAGGGCUCCCUCCAAAUGACCCGGCAGCUGUGUAGACUUUUACUUUAUAAUCAUCAGAGCGGCUUCAGAACAAUCUCCGAAAAAUCCUUGAAGUUUUAAAGGCUUCAAGAGGCAAAUGAACAUCGACAUUGAGAUGGAGAUGAGCGAAAGGAAAAAUGAACUGCGGGCCAAUUUGAGAAGGAAGACAAUGAAGGGUACUGGAACCUCAGCUUCUGUUGUUUUCUAAAUUAUCGAAAAGGCGAUUCUUUGGGUGUAUUCCCUCUUGCAGUGAGAUAAGGAAUGUAAGGGUCUUUAAUUUGUUAAAUUUGACAUAUGAAACCCAGUAUAUUUUGAGGUCACUGAAGAACAAAAAUAUUUAUUGACAAAAAUAUUGUUACUUAAACUCAAAUGAAGCAGGCUCUGAAAUGAAAUAUGUAUGGAUAAACGGAAAGGUUUUCUUAUGUAAUAAAUUUUUCUACAAAUUGCCUCUACUGUCAUGAGAUCCUGGUUCAGGGCUGCAAAUAACAGUCGCUCAUCGGAUAUUGACCAACCAAAUUUGCCAGUGUCCGAUGAGAUCUCACCUGUGUUUGGACAUUAUGUCGGGAGAAUUUUUUUGUCGUAAAUCAUUCUACGGUAAGGAAGAAUGAAAAUCUACCUUGGGUAAAUCUUACUUUGUGUUAGGACGAUCUUGAGGUCAUGUAACAACAAUGACUUCACUAGAUACAAUGAUUUUUUUAGUGUACACCACAGCUAUAUUCUCCCCUUGGACGGCAAGAGCCAGGUGAACAGAAAUAGCUUUCAGUCAUCUGUGCCUAUUUGCAAGGCAAAGCAAGGCUGUGCUCUUGCAGAGCCAAGUGGCCCCUUGUGGUUAACUUUUGCUCCCAGGCAUCUUGAAUCAUUUUGCCAGGCACCCUGGAUUUUACAGGUUCUGAGCACUGGGCUCCCUUCACUUUUUCUUAGAGCACAGCUUUGCCAAGGAAGUACCUUUUUCCUUAGUUAUUCUAGACCCUGAGCUGUGGUCUGGCCUCGGGAAUCAAACCUGACGUCCAACAAAUUACACUCGUGUGCAGAGAGCCUUGUCCCAUCAUCCUUCCAUUAUGGUCACUGAAACUUUGA